This is a messenger RNA of Rotaria sordida, 1767 nucleotides long. Lineage: Eukaryota; Metazoa; Rotifera; Eurotatoria; Philodinida; Philodinidae. The record is from the annotation of a GenBank genome assembly.
AUGUCAUUUAUUAAGGCUGAACCUUGUCAUAUUCUUCUUAUUUCAUUAAACAGCAGUCAAGAAAAUAUGGACAAUACUCAGCAAAGAUUACAAAAAGUUUGUACAAAAAUCGGCUAUACUUCAGUAGUCAUUCGUCAACUCAACGACUAUAUCCCAAGUAGUGACAGACACUCAUCACUUUUACCAUAUGCUGAACUACUUUUCAAGAACGAAGAUCCACAUUACAUUUGUCGAUUCAUUAAGAAACUGUCACCAAUUCGACUCUAUGUAUAUGGUAAUAUGUUGCGCAUUCAUAGUGAAUGGAGCAAAUUGAUGAUUGCAACUGAAAUUGACAUCAUGGAUGAUGAAGAUGAUUGGUGUGCAUUCCUCGAGAACGAGUAUGUUGAAGAUGAAGUAAAAUGGAAUUUUGGCUUUAUCUUUGGUCGAGAAUGGAAAGUGUCACGCGUAUCACCACUCAACUUUACUCAUUUGGACGAAAAUCUUCGAUUUCACUCAGCACUUCGUCGAGCUCAUGCUACGUUUGCUCCACGACAAGUUGAAGUUACAGCAAAGAUAUUUGACUGGCAUGCAAAUUGUAUCAAACAAGGAUAUCUUCAAGAAGAACAUAUUAUUGAACCAUUUCAAUGGCAAUUUUUCAACAAUGUAUCAUCAUGUGUAUCAUUCAUUGAAACGCAGUUACGCGAACGACGAUACAUAUUUUUGAUUACCUCAGGAUCACUUGGCCAUGAGUUAUUUCAUUCAGGGUUAUGUUUGACAGAUCAAAUUUUUGCUUCAUAUAUUUAUUGUGCUCAACUUGACCCAAAUUUGGAUUGGAGUCGUGAUUAUGCGCAAAUUCGAGGAAUUUAUAAUGAUUCUACAAAGCUCGCUAAUAAAAUCAAACAAGAUUAUAAAGAGCUUCAAAAUUCGUUGAACAUUUGUGAAACAGAAUGGCACACUGCAUCGAACACUACUAAUGAAAAUGAAAUUUUACAGAAUGUCGAGGAUGUGAGUUCGCUAUUGCCAUUGCCAAUAACUGUUUAUAAUCCAGAACAACCUCAUUUGUUCAUGGCUCAUCAGCGAACAAUUGAUAGUCUUCUUUGUAUGCCGCAUACAUCGGAAUCAAAAGCAGAAAUGCUUACUGAAUUUCGACGUAUAUUCGAUGAUAAUCAAGAGAUUCUUGCUGAGAUUGAUGAAUUCGAAGAUACUUACCAUUCGCAUGCAGCUGUUCAAUGGUACACACGUGAUUCUUUUGUUUGUCGAACAAUUAACCAAGCACUUCGAUCAAGUAACGUCGAAGCGAUGUUUAAACUACGGUACAUUCUCACUGAUUUAUAUGCUCACUUGAAGGAAUCCUAUCGACAAAUGCAUUGGUAUUUACAAACAUCAAGACCGGAAAUAUUUUAUCGUGGUCAAGGGAUGUCACGGGAAGAAUUCGAUUCUUUCCAAGAACUUCGAGGUAGUAUCAUAUCGAUAAAUACAUUCUUAUCGACGACAGCUUCGAUGCAAAUCGCUCUGUUGUAUGCGGGCAAAUAUCAUGAAAAUUCGAAUCUGAUAUCAGUCGUAUUUAGCAUUGAAACAAAUCCAAAGGCACUUAUACGUCCAUAUGCUAAUAUUUCUCCUUUAUCAAUGUUUCAAGAUGAAGAAGAAACUUUGUUUGCUAUGGGUAGCGUCUAUCGCAUAGGCAAUAUUCGUCCACUGCCAGAUGCAGACAACGUUUGGGUUAUAUAUUUACAAACAAUUCAUCAAGACGAUGAUCGAUUCUAUAGGAUUUCUUCAGCGACUUCUUAG